This is a messenger RNA of Lasiodiplodia theobromae, 405 nucleotides long. Its product is annotated as Exported protein-like protein. Bases 1 to 405 code for a protein of 134 amino acids. NCBI's taxonomy places the organism in Eukaryota, Fungi, Ascomycota, Dothideomycetes, Botryosphaeriales, Botryosphaeriaceae. The record is from RefSeq and is a predicted model, not a curated record. The transcript has 2 exons.
AUGAAGUUUUCCUCCCUCGUCACCGUUGCCGUCAUGGCCACUGCGGCUGCCGCCUUCCCGCUGGGUCCAGCUCAGCAUGAUAUUGACAACUUGAACGGGAUUGAGGGCCUCAUGAAGCGCGAGGCUGAUCCCCAGAAGGUCAAGGUCGACAAGCGUGAGGCAGACCCUCAGAAAGUCAAAGUUGACAAGCGUGACCCGGAGCCCCAGAAAGUCAAGGUGGACAGGCGUGGCCCGGAGCCCCAGAAGGUCAAAGUUGACAGGCGGGAACCUGAGCCUCAGAAAGUCAAGGUCGACAGGCGGGAACCUGAGCCUCAGAAAGUCAAGGUCGACAAGCGCGAGGCUGAACCUCAGAAGGUUAAGGUCGACAGGCGCGAUCCGGAGCCACAGAAGGUCAAGGUCGACUGA